AUGCAAUCGCAUACCCUAUUCCUAUUGGCUGCUGUAACAGCGGCUGUGAGCGCAGACUAUGCUCUCAAACUCCAACGCCCGAGACAUCACAAACAUCAUGAUCCCCAUUCUCCCAUGUUUCCUGAGCCACAUGGACCAAGGCAUCACAAACAUCACGGGCCUGAUCCUUCAAUAUUUCCUAAGCGGCAUGGACCGGAACACCAUCGUCAUUUCGGACCUCCCCCAUUUGGCCCUCGUGGUCCCCAUCAUCCGGAGAGGCCUGGUCCUUGGCUGCCGGUUCCAGGACCUUUGAGACCAUCACCCGAAUGGGACAAACGCCCGCAUCUGCCGCGUGAAACCGUUUGGACGGAAUCACCAGAAGACAUUACAACAUACUCGACAACACCACAAGAUGAGGAAGACGAAGAGACAACAGAGAUUAUCGAAGAAGACUAUUCACGCACACCUUUGCCAGAUGAGGAGUCGACCACAAUGACCGACGAAGGUGAUAACACUACAAUGACCGAAGAAGUUGAUGAAAUCGUCAUAACCACCACAGCAGGACAAGAGGAGGAUACGAAUUCGGAAACAGAGCAAGACGAAAACACAGUGAUGCACUAAGGAGGCAACGCUGAGAAAAAGUGGCAUUUCAGUCGUUCUGGAGGAGUGCAGGGAACUAAACUGUGAUAGAAAUUCGUUUUGGUUUCCCAGUUGCUCCUGUUCCUCCUCCUUCGUAGUAAAGUGCUUACUUGAGGC
This is a messenger RNA of Cylicocyclus nassatus, 735 nucleotides long. NCBI's taxonomy places the organism in Eukaryota, Metazoa, Nematoda, Chromadorea, Rhabditida, Strongylidae. The record is from the annotation of a GenBank genome assembly.